AUGAACAAUUUCAAACUAAACGGCUCUAGACAAGAUAUACAAGUAUGUUCCAUCAAAUAUGUUGCCUUAGAUGACACCCCUUGGACUAUUAAUAAUUCUUUGGUUGAUCAUAUUCCUGUCCUUUCCACGCAACUUGCUGUUGUGAUAUUCAUCAUGCGCUUUCUCAUGAUUGUCCUCAAACCUCUUCACCAGUCUCGUUUUUCCGCUGAGCUUAUUGCUAGUAUUCUGAUUGGCCCAUCUGCACUUGGGGGAUUCACUUUUUGGAAAUUCGAGGCUCUUAAAUGGAUGAAUCUUUUUCCCUUCGAUCAUAAUAUGUUAUUGGAGACUUUCGGCAAUUUGGGGGUGACUUACUACAUGUUCUUGGUGGGGCUGGAGAUGGAUCUAUCAAAUUUAAAGCAUACGGGAAAGAAGUCAUGGAGCAUUGCAAUUGCUGGAAUUUUGGUUCCAUUUUGUGUUGGGGCAUUAUUAUUUUUUGUACCUAUUCUUAGAGAUAUGAGCCGAAGGCCAAGUGCUACCGGUGCUGUGUUCUGGGCUAUAACUCUAACAAUCACAAGUUUCCCCGACCUGGCAAGAACCCUUUCAGAUGUGAAGCUCCUCCACACGGAACUUGGAAGAACUGCCUUGACUUCUUCCAUCAUUACUGACAUCAGUACAUGGAUUCUUCUUGCUAUGGCAAUAACCCUUUUUGGUGAAAGUCGUCAAAGCAUAAUUUUCAGAACAAUUCCAAUUAUUAGCUUUGGACUGUUCUGCUACUUUGCAUUGCGUCCGGCCAUUGCGUGGAUGAUACAGCGUACUAAAAACAAACAAGGCAAAGUAAGCGACAGGCAAGUAUAUUUCAUUCUUACGGGCGUGCUUCUUUGUGGAUUUAUGGCAGACGCGUGUGGCUCGCAUUCCCUUGUUGGUGGUUUCAUGUUCGGACUAAUCAUACCAAAAGGAGAGCUUGCCAUUGAAAUUAUGGAAAGAACUGAAGAGUCUGUGACUGGAAUUAUGUUGCCAACCUUCAUUAUCACUAGUGGGCUUAGAACCAAUUUUGUUUAUCUACUAAUCAAAGCUAAAUGGCCUUAUCUGGUGAUGAUUUCAAUUAUAGGUUCAUUAGCCAAAAUUGUGAGCACUGUUUUCGUCUCUUCAAUUUUUGGCAUGUCACUAAAAGAAGGUUUGAUUCUUGGUGGUCUUAUGAACUCCAAAGGUGUUUUUGCACUCAUCGUUCUUAAUGAAGGCCGGAACAUCAAGGGUUUGGAUGUCAAUUACAUGGUUACAAUGGUGUUAACAGUUUUAUUGAUGACAUGUUCGGUUGGGCCAAUGGUAGUCUUAAUCAACAAAACCGGAAAACAUUCGAGUCAAACCAAGCUAAAGACAAUUAAGGCAACUAGCCCUAACUCAGAAUUCCGAAUUCUCACAUGCAUUCAUUCAAUUCAGAAUCUCUCUGGCAUCAUCCGUGUCCUAGAAAUUUCCAAUGCCACUGAAAAAGUCCCCAUAUGUGUCUACGCUGUCCACCUUGUUGAGCUCACUGAACGUGCUUCAGCCAUGUUGGUUGUUCAUGAUAAACUCAAAACUAAUACCCUAUCUCGCACAACAAGUAGUGAAAAGGUACAUUCAGACCAUAUCUUCGACGCUUUUCAAAGUUAUAAGAUGGGGAACGAAUCAUCCUUUGUGCAUCAACUCACGGUCUUGUCACCUUACACCACUAUGCACGAGGACAUCGCUAAGCUUGCGCAGGAUAGGGCUACCACGAUGAUUUUGAUCCCAUUUCAAAAGCAACCAACUGCUGAUGGAGGCUUUCAAUGUGACAACCCUUCAAUAAAGGAAGUCAAUAGACAUUUGUUGGCUAAGUCACCAUGUUCUGUGGGCAUACUCGUUGAUCGUGGACUUGGACCAACCAAACAAGGCAAGCCAGUAUUUGGAGGCAGAUCACCGGGGCUCCAAUUAGCCAUGAUCUUCCUUGGUGGGCCUGAUGACCACGAAGCUUUAAGUUAUGCAUGGAGAAUGGCAGGAAAACAAAGCGUCACCUUAACAGUGGUACGGUUUCGGCAGCAUCAGGCACAAAUCAUGCCAGAAAAUAAAGACAAUGAUGAAAAUGAUGAGGACUCUGUAGGGACUAAAAAAGAGUUCGAUGAUGAUUAUAUAAAUGAGUUCAGGUUCAAAUCAAUGUGCGACCCAUCCAUAAUUUAUCAUGAGAAAGUGGUGAAUAAUAGUGAGGAACUUGAGAAAACAAUAAGCGAACAGUAUAAUAACUUUGAUCUGUAUAUGGUUGGACGUGGUUUAGAAGUAAAAACUCCAUUGACAAAGGGACUAAUUGAUUGGGGAGACUCGAGUACGCUGGGACCAAUUGGAGAUACAUUGGUAUCAUGCAAAUAUACUGCACAUGCAUCACUUCUUGUGGUGCAACAAUCUCCUUUCGCAAGUGAUGUUAGCUUGCAGCGUUCAAAGAGCAAGUUUGAACAAAGGAAAUGGGCUUCACCGGUUUUAAAUCCUGAGUACGAAGCCAUUAGCAAAGAGAAGAGGCAUCAGCUGUGGAACAAUGCCGGACUAUUACAACAGCGGAAUUUAUACUAUAACAAAUACUUGUUAUUAGAGUCAUUUUCCACUUUAGGGCUCACUUACUACUUGUUCUUGGUGGGGCUAGAGAUGGACACCACUAUAAGGCACAUGGAUAAGAAGUCAUGGACCAUUGCCAUUAUAGGAACCAUUUUCCCAUUUUUUGUUGGUGCAAGCUUAUACUAUUUACCCAUAAUUCAACAAAAGGAUGUAGUGUUAGCUCCUCUUGGUGCUUUGUUCUAGGCUAUAACCUUAACUAUGACAAGCUUCCCAGACCUCGCCAGGAUCAUUUCAGAUUUCAAACUUCUCCACACGGAAGUUGGCAAAAUUGCCUUAAGUUCUACCAUCAUUAACGAUAUUAGUACAUGGUUUCUUUUUAAUGGAACAAUAAUCACAUCUAAUGGUAUUGGUUACAGAGUGGCCAUAAUGACAAUUCCAUAUAUUGCCUUUGUAGUAAUCUGUGUGUUUGUUUUGCGUCCAAGCAUUGGUUGGUUCAUAAACCGCGCCAAAAAGGAAGGAGGCAAAUACAGUGAUACGCAUGUAUAUUUCAUUCUCAUUGGCGUAGUUAUAUUCGGAUGCGUUGCAGAUGCAUGUGGGUUGCAUUCCCUGGUUGGUGGUUACAUAUUUGGACUAAUUAUCCCAAGAGGAGAGCUUGCCAUUAAUGUUAUGGAAAGAAGUGAAAAGUUUGUGACUGGAAUCAUGUUAUCAAGCUUCCUUAUUUGCAGUGGACUUAGAACCCAAUUUGAUUACAAAGAAAUUCAAGCUAACUGGGAAACUUUGAUUUGUAUUAUAACUGUUGCUACAUCUGCAAAGAUUGUGAGCACUUCCAUUGUCCCUUUGUGUUGUUGCAUGUCUUUAAGGGAUAGUUUGACUCUCGGAGGUCUUAUGAAUACCAAAGGUUUUUUGGCACUCAUCGUUCUCAAUGAAGGCCGGAGCAUGCUGCGUCCGACGCGAAACAAGCUAAGGACUAUACAGGGAAGUAGUCCAGACGAAGAACUCCGAGUCCUCACUUGCAUUCAUUCAAUCCCAAAUAUUCCAGGUAUCAUCAACCUCCUCCAAGUCUCCAAUUCUACACAGAGAUCCCCAAUCUCUGUCUUUGCAGUCCACUUAGUCAAGCUCACUAGAGCUGCCCCAUUGCUUAUAGUUCACGAUACACCUGACAACAAUUCAGGUCGCGGAAACACGAAGUUAGACCAUAUCAUUACAGCCUUUAAAGACUAUAAGGACAUGAAUGAAGCAGUCUCCGUUUAUCCACUUACCGCUGUAUCGCCUUACCCUACUAUGCACGAGGACAUCUUUAGGCUUGCAGAGGACAAGGAUGUCACAAUCAUUUCGAUCCCAUUUCACAAGCAAGUAACUGCUCACGGUGAGUUGCAGGAUGACCACCAUCCAAUAAGGGAUGUGUACAGAAACUUGCUAGAAAAGGCACCAUGCUGCGUGGGCAUACUCGUUGAUCGUGGACUUGCAUUUCACAUAAGCUCAAAUGUAUCAAGUGGCAGGCGAGAGCAUCGAGUCGCCGUAAUCUUUAUUGGUGGACCUGACGACUAGGAGGCCUUAAGUUGUGCAUGGAGAAUGGCAGGGACAAUGCGCGUCACCUUAACUGUGGUGCGGUUUCAACUAGCAAAAGAUCCGGAUGUAGAUGAAGUGGCAGAAGAGAAGGUGACUAUGAAGGGAUCUGAUGAUGAAUACAUCAACGAGUUCAGGUUCGAGUCAAUGUUUGAUGAAUCAAUAACUUAUCAUGAAAAACUAGUUCAAAAUAGUGAAGAACUUGAAACAACCAUAAGAGAACAGUACAAUAGCUUUGAUCUUUAUAUAGUUGGACGUGGGUUAGGAGUAAAAUCACCAUUGAUAAAGGAACUAAUAGAGUUGUGUGACAAUCCAAGGCUGGGGCCAUUGGGAGAGGCAUUAGUAUCAUCCAGAUAUACAGAACAUGCAUCAGUUCUUGUGGUGCAACAAUCUACUUCGGGUGGAGUGGAUGCUAGAUUGCCCCAUCAUAAGAGAAAAGUGAUUAAAAAGGAUUGGGCUUCUCCCAUUUUAAAUCCUGAUUAUGACACCACUGUGCAGCGAAAAAAACGGUGA
This is a messenger RNA of Pistacia vera, 4614 nucleotides long. Its product is annotated as cation/H(+) antiporter 23, chloroplastic-like. Lineage: Eukaryota; Viridiplantae; Streptophyta; Magnoliopsida; Sapindales; Anacardiaceae. The record is from RefSeq and is a predicted model, not a curated record. Gene Ontology annotation, molecular function: antiporter activity. Gene Ontology annotation, cellular component: endomembrane system; membrane. Gene Ontology annotation, biological process: regulation of pH; proton transmembrane transport.